GCCAUCUUGGUCGGAGGCGCGGAUUGAAUGAGCCCGCUGAUCCGCGGCCGCCGUCCCGAGCCGCGCGGGCCCCGAGCCGUCGGUGCCACCGCCGCCGCCAUGGCCCCGCCGUUGCCCGGACGCGCGGGCGGGCUCGCCACGCCGCUGUCCCCCACGCGCCUGUCACGACUGCAGGAGAAGGAGGAGCUGCGCGAGCUCAAUGACCGCUUGGCGCAUUACAUCGACCGCGUCCGCGCGCUCGAGCUCGAGAACGACCGGCUCCUGCUGAAGAUCUCCGAGAGGGAGGAGGUGACCACGCGCGAGGUGAGUGGCAUCAAGACAUUGUACGAGUCAGAGCUGGCUGACACCCGCAGACUGCUGGAUGAGACAGCCCGAGAGCGCGCCCAGCUACAGAUCGAAAUAGGGAAACUGAAGGCUGCAGUGGAAGAGGCCAACAAAAGCUCCAAGAAGAGGGAGGGCGAGCUCACAGUGGCCCAGGGCCGCGUGAAGGACCUGGAGUCCCUGUUCCACCGGAGUGAGGCUGAGCUGGCUGCUGCCCUCAGUGACAAGCACAGCCUCGAGAAUGACAUGGCUGAGCUUCGGACCCAGCUGGCCAAGGCAGAGGAUGGUCACUCAGUGGCUAAAAAGCAGCUGGAGAAGGAGACGCUGAUGCGCGUGGACCUGGAGAACCGCUGUCAGAGCCUGCAGGAGGAGCUGGACUUCCGCAAGAGUGUCUUCGAGGAGGACGGGGUCACCGUGCUCUGUCCCCAGGAGGUGCGGGAGACACGGCGGCGGCACGAGCGGCGCCUGGUGGAGGUGGACAGCAGCCGACAGCAGGAGUACGACUUCAAGAUGGCUCAGGCGCUGGAGGAGUUGCGCAGCCAGCACGACGAGCAAGUGCGUCUGUACCGCCUGGAGCUGGAACAGACCUACCAGGCCAAGCUGGAAAAUGCCAAGCUGAGCUCUGACCAGAACGACAAGGCCGCCAGCGCUGCCCGUGAGGAGCUGAAGGAGGCGCGCGUGCGGGUUGAGUCCCUCAGCUACCAGCUGUCUGGCCUCCAGAAGCAGGCUAGUGCAGCUGAGGACCGGAUCCGCGAGCUGGAGGAGGCUAUAGCCGGGGAGCGUGACAAGUUCCGGAAGCUGCUGGACGCCAAGGAGCUGGAGAUGACGGAGAUGCGGGACGUGAUGCAACAGCAGCUGGCCGAGUACCAGGAGCUGCUGGAUGUCAAGCUGGCCCUGGACAUGGAGAUCAGCGCCUACCGCAAGCUGCUGGAGGGCGAGGAGGAGAGGCUAAAGCUGUCCCCUAGCCCUUCAUCGCGGGUCACCAUCUCAAGGGCAACUUCAGGCAGCAGCGGCAGCAGUGUGGCCACGGCAGGGCGCUCAGGCCGCAGCAAGCGGAGACGGCUGGAGGCUGAGGAGCCACCAGGCAUGGGCUCCAUCAUCGGCUCUAGUGGCAGUGGCGGCAGUAGCAGCACUGGCAGCAGCUUCCACCUGGCCCAGCAGGCCUCGGCCUCAGGCAGUGUCAGCAUCGAGGAGGUCGAUUUGGAGGGCAGGUUUGUGCAGCUGAAGAACAGCUCUGACAAGGACCAGUCUCUGGGGAACUGGAAGGUCAAAAGGCAGGUCCUAGAAGGGGAGGAGAUUGCUUACAAGUUCACACCCAAGUACAUGCUGCGCGCUGGCCAGACCGUCACGGUGUGGGCAGCUGGUGCGGGGGUGGCCCCCAGCCCCCCUUCGACGCUCGUGUGGAAGAGCCAAAACAGCUGGGGCACUGGCGAGAGCUGCCGAACCAUCCUGGUCAAUGCCGAUGGGGAGGAAGUGGCCAUCAGAACAGUGAAGCGGUCCUCAGUGGUGCGGGAGGCUGAGAACGGGGAGGAGGGAGAAGAGGAAGGAGCUGAAUUUGGCGAGGAGGAUCUUUUCCAUCAGCAGGGUGACCCGAGGACCACCUCACGAGGCUGCCGCAUGAUGUGAAUGGAAUAUGCCUCCUCAUACAUCUUUCUUUACCCAGAGCCACUGAAAACUAUUUUUAUAUCAUUGGCUUUCUUUAGUCCUUGAUACAUUUCUAGAGGAUUUUUAAGCAAACUGCCAGAAUGUGGGGGUGGGUCUCUGUUGCUGUGUCCUAUCAGUGGGUUUCCAUGGACCCCCCCACCUCUUCACCACUGUUCAGACUUUUUUCAAUGACAGUUCCCCUGUUGGUUAGAUUCAAGGCCCGGGAACCUAACGGCUGAUGGAUUUUGGCUUGGAGGCUGGAGGGCCUGCCCCACGGGCCUGGAGGUGGGCAGAGGAACUGUGGAGGGAUCCAGUAGUUGUUUGUGUUACUAAGCUUUUAAAAACCAAAUUCAGAAUCCAGGUUCCUGCCUGGCAGUGUCAGGGGUGUCCCCUGUGAAGUUUGGCGGCUCAGCCAACUGGAAACCGGAAUGCAGUGUUGGGACACGUGGGAGUCGCAGGUUCCCAACUCUUGCGCUGAUGGCAUUGGGUUGCAGACCAGGCGUGUCUGCCUGUGUGAAUCGGGGCACCGUGGGGAGGCUUCUCUGUUCCCUUUCUGGUACCUGACCUUUGUGCUUCUGGUGCAAGACCAGCAGGACAGGAGAGAAGGAAACCUGGGCACAGGGACACUUCCCAUCAAAGAUUUGUCACCAGUGAGGGGACAAGUUUGACAACCUCGGCAGCAAACACCUCGGGUUUCAGAACAGUGUCCAUGUGUAACAACCACUUUCUGCCCUCCUGCUGGGGAUACUGGCUUCAGGGUGAGGCAGUGGACCGUCCCACCUGUGCCUAGGGCUGUGUGCCGCCACCUGCCGUCUCAUAUAUAUUCUUAUGCAUAUAUAUUGCUAACCUCGCUUCUGUCUGUACUGCUCUUGCUGAAAUGAUGUUACUCAGACAGGCCACCACCAGCUGACCCCUUUAGGGUGGCUCCCCAUUACACAGGCCAUCUCUGGCCGCCCAGCGACCCCCUCUGCAUUAGUCUGCUAUUUACACCCCUCACCUAGCUACACAGAAGUUAUUUUUUUAAUGGAUAUUUAUUUUUUUACAUUGGUCAGUACUCAGAUUGCCGAUCCUGCUUCAGGGGCUCAGGCCAGGGUCCCGGGGACACCCCUUUGGGGGGGUCGUGUUGGGGCCUGUUUCGGUGAGCUCUGAACCCCAGACAGCAAACUCCUUCCAGAAGCACAGCUCGAGUCCUAUAGACGCAGUACUGAGCCUUGGUGACAUGCUACCCGAGCAGGCCGGGAGCUGCGUGCCUGCCCUGUCCUGGGUGCAUCCCGGGGCCUGGCUUUCCUUAGGAAUUGCUUAGGGCCAGGAGAGUGCUGGCUGACUACCCAAGUGAGCUAGCUGUCUUGUCUCAAGUCUGCCUGCAUCCCUUGCUUUAUGGGUCUUUGCAGGUCUGGGUUCUUCCCAUAGCCACCCUGUGUUCCCAACCAUGGAGGGAGCAUCAGAAUAACUUAACAGAAGGUUCUGGUGGGCCCCCGGAGGGCUUGCCUACCUUGGCAACGCAGCACCCUGUACCCCAUGUGUGACCUUUCCCGGGAGUGCUUCCAGGGCCCCUGAGGCUGCGGACUGUCGCCGUCCCCACCCCCUUAGCAGGAACCAUGUGACACAGGCUGGAGAGGGUGAGACACAGCCCUGGGAAGGUGAGUCUUAGUGGCUUCCAGAUGUGGGGCACUGACAUCCUGACACUGGGAACCUUGGGGAUCAGAGCUGUCUUGGAAUUUUGGUCUGUGAUUUCUGAAACAUUCUGCCUGGCUGAGCUUGUGGACAGGAAGGGAGGGGUGAGGGCCUGGGCGGCAACUGGGGUGCUCCUGGAAGUUUGGGGGAAUGGCAGCUGGACUGGGUGCCCAGUUGGCGACUGGAGGUUGGUGACGCUCAUGAAUAAUCAAGCAUUUGGAAACAUGGGGCAGAAUCGUGUGACAUUGCUGACAAUGUCCUGGGAAACGGGGAAACAGUGCAAAUGUACUUAAGCUUAGCUCAAAGCCACUUAGAAUGAUGGGGGAGAGGCUUCUGUGACUGAGCCCAGCACCUCUCCUAGAGAAGGACUACCCUGACGCCCUCCCACCUUUGGAGCCAGGGCUAGGUGCCUACCUAGAACACAAUAGCUCGGUCCUAGUCAAAGCUGAUGCAGAGACCUGGCAGUUCUGCCCACAUUGGCACAGCCGAGCAGCUGAUGCUUCUCCAGGUGGCACAUCACACCAGCACAUGUGCACACGGGGCAGUGGCAUCAGCUUCCAGAACUGCGGCUGGACUCCCUUCCAGACAGGUGGUGGCAACUUUUAGGUGCAUGCCAAAUGUGUGGUCCUUUUUUUCCUCCCAUGAUUUGUAAUACACAUUUUCUGAUUAAACUUUUUUGUACAACACUCCAAUAAACAUUUUGCUUUUAA
Molecule: messenger RNA, 4349 nt
Organism: Hipposideros armiger (great roundleaf bat)
Lineage: Eukaryota; Metazoa; Chordata; Mammalia; Chiroptera; Hipposideridae
Gene: LMNB2
Product: lamin B2
Exons: 12
Coding region: 28-1947 (639 amino acids)
Biological process (GO): heterochromatin formation; protein localization to nuclear envelope; nuclear migration
Cellular component (GO): nuclear lamina; nuclear envelope
Molecular function (GO): structural constituent of cytoskeleton
Source: RefSeq, a predicted model, not a curated record